CAACAGUGUCCGUGAUCAGCGUCAACCAGUCAAGUCGAACGUGCACGUACAAUAUUCAUUCGCCUGUGAAAAUGGCUCGCGUUGAAAUUUUGCCCGCUUCUUGACGAUGUGGAGCUAAGCGGGCUCCGAUUUCCAGUAAUCCGCGAUUGUGCGUCCACCUUACGUUUCGUGCCAUCGAACUAAAUGAGGUUAGGGGGGUUAGGGCACGGCGGCGGCGUCCGCUCAGCCGGGCGGUCGGACCCGGGAUCAGAACCAAAAGCACCGGUCUGCAGGCUGCAGGCGCAUCCACAUCAACGUCGUGAUCAUGCCUUCCGCUUUGGAGUCGUUGAUCCACCCGAAUCGCCGGGCCGCUGGCGACGCUGGCACGGCGUCCGCAUCCAAAGCACCAGCAGCAUCCCCCAGGACUCCUGACUUCGCCAGCUUGCUGCCCCGGACGCGCGGUAAGGACGUUACCUUGUGCCUCGCCGAGAAGUGGGAGGACAACAAGAGGCGCAUUUCCCUAUGCGUCGGUUGCGGGGCGGGCAUCCACGACCAGUACAUCCUGAGAGUAGCGCCCGACCUGGAGUGGCACGCGGCGUGCUUGCGCUGCUCCGAGUGCCAGGCUUUCCUCGACGAGAGCUGCACGUGCUUCGUGCGGGACGGCAAGACCUAUUGCAAGAGAGAUUAUGUGAGACUGUUUGGCACCAAGUGCGACAAGUGCGGCCUUUCCUUCAGCAAGAACGAUUUUGUGAUGCGUGCCAAAACGAAAAUCUACCACAUCGAGUGUUUCCGGUGCACGGCCUGCGAGAGGCAACUCAUCCCCGGGGACGAGUUUGCGCUGCGGGACGACGGGCUGUUCUGCAAGGAAGACCACGAGCACCUCGACACUAAGCCGCACCCCGAGAGCAACAACAACAACACCACGACCAACAACAAUAAUAAUAACAAUAAUAAUAGCGCCGUGCUCAACCAUCAUAGCAACGAGGGAUCUAACUCAGAUUCGUCCGAGUCCGGGUCGCAUAAGACGUCGGUGCGCGAGUCGUCGUCGGGGAGGGGGUCCGGGAAGGCGCCCGGCGACGGCAAGCCGACCCGCGUGCGCACCGUGCUCAACGAGAAGCAGCUGCACACGCUUCGGACCUGCUACGGGGCCAACCCCCGGCCCGACGCGCUCAUGAAGGAGCAGCUGGUCGAGAUGACGCAGCUGUCGCCCAGGGUCAUCCGGGUCUGGUUCCAGAACAAGCGCUGCAAGGACAAGAAGCGCGCCAUCGCGCUCAAACAGCAACAGCAGCAAGAGAAGUGCUGGGUGCUGCAGGACGGCCGCAAGCUGGGCUACGGCUCCAUGCAGGGCAUCCCCAUGGUGGCCAGCUCCCCCGUGCGGCACGAGUCCCCGCUCGGCAUGAACCCCAUCGAGGUGCAGUCGUACCAGCCGCCCUGGAAGGCGCUCUCCGACUUCGCACUGCACACGGACCUGGAGCGGCUGGACCCCACCACGCCGCCCUUCCAGCACCUCGUCAACCAGAUGCACGGGUACGACGUGCACGGCGGGCCGCCUAUCCACGGACCCCCGCUCGGCCACGCCCCCGUGCCCGGCGGAGCGGGUCCCCCUCCAGGCCCUCACCCCCUGGGGGGCCCCGGCCCCCACGGCCCCCUCUCGGCGGACAUGGCGCACCCGGACUCGACCGACUCCUAUGUCACAUACCUCGAGAGCGACGAUUCGCUGGGCCAUCACGAAGCCCCCAGUCCGUAACAAGCUGCCGUGGUCUGGGUCCGAGGCAAGGUGAACUCUUCGAAUAUCAGCAGAGGAAGAGGCGCGAAAGUGUUAAUUUAUUAUCCAAAUGAACAAUGUGUGUAAUUUAAAAUUGGAAUAGAGAUAUUCUGAGUGAUUUGUAAUUUUUAGCAAAAUACUUUCAAUUGAGACAACAUAUAGUGAUUCAGCUCUAAAGAGUAGUUUGUACCUUUUUAAAAAUUGCUGAAAUGUUAUUAAUAUUUGUUUUUAAGAGUUGAUUUCACGUGUCAUCAUCAUAACUUUGACCAAUUAUUGCGGCGAUGACAUUUUGUUUCUCUGAAAGGAAAAUUUCUGUGAUGCCUUGAUUGUAAAAUGUAAAGAUGUUUAUUUGUUAGAAUGUAUAUAUGGGUUCGUCCCAAAUUUGAUUAGUUAGGAGUGCGUAGCCUCUGCAGUGUGGUUGGUGAUGUUUGUAAAGGCUCCUUUGUUUAUUUGUUUGUUUUUUGUUGUUCGAAAUUAUGGUUUAAAUUGUGUUAUGUUGUGAAGGACGCCGGUAUUCGAAGCUAGGACAAAGAACCGCUUUAGAUCCACCUGCUGAAAAGCGAUGCUAGCUGAAACUGCAUCAUGCUCUUGUUACCCUUAUGCCUCUGAGCUUGCUAGUGGUGACAUCAAAAUAGGAUAUCAAUGUUGAUGGGAUCUCUGAUCAGUUCCCACUAAAGCUGAAAUCUCACUCCGAACUGUGAAGAUAUUUCUCUUCUCUGACGGUGAAGGAAACAUAAAUCAGGAUAGGGUAAUGGGAAUGGGUGUGUCUCUUAAUUAUGAAAUUGAUUUUGGACGCGGGAGUUGUUUCAACUCAGAAAGAAUGGGCUUAUAUCGAACUUCAAAAUAUAUACGAAACGUACACCUACACGAUCAGCUACAGACGAUCGCACCGUUAAGAAACCUGAGACUUGUCAACUGCUAUUAAAGGGGAAGCAUAGAAAAUCGUGUAAAUAUGUACAGAUGUACAAGCAGGUGAAUUUAAGUGAUGAGUGAUUUGGUGUUGCUUAUCACUCAUUCAUUAUUAUUAUUUGUUUUGUUGCUCUCUAUUCUAUGCGGACUUUGUAGUGUUGGAGUUGCUGCAAUUUGUUACCACAGUUAUGUCAUUUCUUCUUUUUUACCAUAAUGUCUAAACACAUCACGAGUUAUGGCAUGUCCUUAAAUAAAUGUUGCAGAAAUGAAUAAA
Molecule: messenger RNA, 2927 nt
Organism: Frankliniella occidentalis (western flower thrips)
Lineage: Eukaryota; Metazoa; Arthropoda; Insecta; Thysanoptera; Thripidae
Gene: tup
Product: insulin gene enhancer protein ISL-1
Exons: 8
Coding region: 305-1726 (473 amino acids)
Biological process (GO): axonogenesis; positive regulation of transcription by RNA polymerase II; neuron fate specification
Cellular component (GO): nucleus
Molecular function (GO): DNA-binding transcription factor activity, RNA polymerase II-specific; cis-regulatory region sequence-specific DNA binding
Source: RefSeq, a predicted model, not a curated record